UACAACAUGGCUGCCCUGUAAUGGUGAUGCAGAACGGGAGUUCUCUCCGUUCUGCUUGUAGACGCUCCGUUUUUAGCGUUUAGAUUAAGUUAUAUGCACUAAGGGAACAGCAAAACAACCGCGUAAAGAUGCCGGCGCUAAUCGAACGACCAAAGAUGAGCCUGCAGAUGUGGGCGGCCUUGAAGAGCCACAUCAUGCGCGAACGGGAAAGGAAAAAACAAGAGCAAGAAGCUGACGAAGCAAUCGAGCGGCUGCGUCGAGAACAAGAACUGAAGCGCAAACAAGAUGCCAUGACUUUGGAGGAAAUAAAAGACCAGGUCACGCAGUCAGAGAAGAAGCUCAAAGAGCUGAAGGACGAGAAGCAUCAGCUUUUCAUGCAACUCAAGAAAGUACUCCACGAAGACGACACUCGGCGUCGAGCGCUAGACAAAGAGGCCAGCGAAAUGGCCGCAGCCCAGGCUGCUGCGGCCAGUCAGGCCUACGCUAACCACCAGGCUCUUGGCAUCGUGGGAGGAGCAGGCCAAGCCCAGCCCCUCUACAUCCAGAGCCUAGGCCGCACGCCCGUCCUGUACAAGAUGACAAGCCCACAAUCUGGCAGUACCAUCAGGACCCAUCCAAGCUCGCUGAAGCGGCCUCACUCACCUUCGCCACCCCUUUCAUCACACUCCCAGGCCGGUUACCAGGCUCCCCAGUUUACAUACAAGGCGCAGGUCACUGCAUAUGGUUCCAAGCUUGUCCCAUAUCAGACAGUCGUGACCUCUGGAGCGCAGCAAACUCCAGUCUACUAUGCGGCUCACCACAUCCUUGCGGGCAGCGACACGGCCGCGUCACCUAUCUACAAUACAGCCACAUAUGCACCGCAGUUCACUACCCACUCCUCAACAGCAACAGAACUCACGUUGAAACAGCACGGAGUUGUAACGCCCACCUCGUCCUCGUCAUCACAGGGGCAAGGUUACACGCACAUCUCACAGCAGGCUUUCCAAAAGCAUCUGGAACACGGAAGCAGCAAGGGAGCCGCAUCGUCAUCGAGUAGCAGCUACAGUGACGACAAGUUUUACGUCCAGACGAAUGUGAUCCCUCGGGCUUCACAUUCCGGGUCACUCGUGACGGGGCAGCCGGUUGUGUCGGUGUCUCGCCAAGUGAAUGGUACAUUUGCAGGGCAGAGUGUUCAGCGUCACCAAUACACUAGUCAGUCGGGAACACGGUUUUACUGAAGCCACCAAAGCACACAGUUUGUUGUUCUUUUUGUUUUCUUUUGUUUUGUUUUUUUGUUUUUUUUUUACUUUGGUUGUUUGUUUCCUUCUUUAUGACCAUGUUUUAGAAUGUUUGCUUUGUUCCACGCUGUUUUCGAGCUGGCUAUAGCAGCAUCAAGUCAUACACAUCCCGGACUUUCUCUUUGCUCUCUCUCUCUCUCUUUUUUUGUAAUGAUAGCAGUAAUUUAAUGGUAUGGAUUGUUGAAAACUGUUCUGAAAACUGUAGCCGUGUGCAUGAUGCACAUGUUGUCAAUCCAUUCACUUCUUGUUGUUUUUGUUUCCAGGGGUGUGUCACAAGAGCCAUGCUAAUGUUGAGUGCCAUAUGAAUGGUUUUGCAUAAUCUCGUUAUUUUCAAUUUGCAAUCAUUAAUUAUUCAUUCCAUGCAGCACUCUUCAUGUAAUGGCAUUGGUCAGCAUUGAGAGCUUUCAGUUAAUACACAUUGGUGUAUAUAAAUGACAUGUGAAGUGAGCUUCUAUUAUGAUGAAUUCUCAAGCAUCAGAAUCUGAUUUUGCUGUUCACAUGGCUUGAGGUGAAUAGUUAUCCUUACUGUUUCCAAAAUGUUUCCUGUGAUGUCAUGAAGUAUGGCACAGCAGUCAAUUUAUGAGUGAAGAUGUUGUGCAUCCUGUCAUCUUGCGCAGCUGAAGCAACGUCUCAAGAUCUUCUCUUUUUCCAAUAUCAAAGUUAUCCACACCAUUGAUGUUAAGGACUCAACAACCUUGACAAGGACAUGCCUAGUAAGGACAGUUUUGUCAUCAGUUUCAAGGACUUCAUAUGAUUGCCACUAAGCACAUUGUUGUUACAUUCAUCUUGCAUCUGUUCAUUUUUUUUUUUUUUCCCAGGACCAACGUCAUUGAAACCAUUUGUUUUGUUGAUCUCCUAUAAUGAUGUCAGCAAUAGCCUUGUUUUCUUUGUUUUUCCAUGUGUGGUGAUUUGCUUCGCAUGCAAUAAAAGCAAACAUCGCACUGAAGCUAUAAACAGCUUUCCAUCGAUUGCAGCUAACAUGUCUUCUAUGCAGUCAUGCUUGUGUGUAUGAGCCUUGUCCCAAAGUUCCUUUAGCACUGAAUGUACCGUCGCAUUACCACUUGUGCAGUGUGCAGUGAUGUCCAGGACAUCCUCUCUUUAGCAACAUUGUGUUUGGCUCGGCAACGUACCUGCAUUCGCUUUGAUAGUGGUGCUCGGGAACUGCCGUGUUGCAGGCAAUGCCAAGUUGUCCAACCACCAAGUCAGUGCGUACAAUUAACUGUAGCCAACUGUUUAUGUAUUAUAUGCACGUCCCUGUGUCCUUUCUUCAAUACUUUUUCAUGGUAUGCAACUGCAGCCACUAAUAUUCAAGUCCAACCUCUCAUAUGCAAUGUGUGCAUGCACGACUUGCUGAUCUGUACUAAGCACUCCUCUAUGCAGAUGGUUCGUCGACUUGGGACAACCUUCUAAUUCACCUUUUUUGCAGCUACUUGCGUUACAGCCCAAAGUUACACCUGACACGUACCGAUCCCUAAGACGGUGUCAAGUCUGUGUAAUACACUGCACUUUGCAACAGCUUUAAUGUCAUAAUUAUCAUAUUUACUGACUGUAUUUGUACUGUUUACUCGUAUGUGGGAAAAAAACGCACACUGUAGGGUAUUGUUGGCGUGAUGGCAGGACUCUUCUCAGUAUUGCCUGAGCCUUGUGGUGAGCAAACUAGCAUACAGCUGAACCAUUGACGUCUACAGUUUGGUCCACUGUUAAGGCAAACGUGUAAGAGCAUUGUGUGAGCAAAUUCACCGCUACAAAUAUAGUCGGUGAUGGGUCAAAAAAACAGCGGCAGGUGUCCCUCAAAGGGAACAUGUACACAUGCACCAGCGAAUCACAUCGUCUAUAGAUGCCUUCUCCUUUGUAUCCUUGUCCUCUGCUUCACUUUCCUCAGACGCUUCUUUACCAAGAAGCUCCUCACCCUGCUGGGAGAUCCUUUACAUCCAUCAGGCAUAAGUGACUGCUCUGUGAAGCAAUCAAUCAGUCCAUUUAGCCUUUUCUGUUACAUCAAAACAUAUUGCUGGGAUAGUUGGUUCAUUAUGGCAGCAAACGGUGCCGAGAACACGAGAGGCAAGCAAAGAAUCGUCUCGGUCUUCUUGCUUUUCCCUCAAGUACUCUGGCACCGUUUGCGGCCUGUCCAGAUACAUGCCAGUAGUGCACAAACAAGGGUAAGGGGUGUUGGAGAGGAGGUACUUUGUCUACAAGGCCAGUGUUUCUCCUAAUCCCCUUUUUCAAACAACCCAUGUGUGCGGUGGACUGUCUUCUCCGUUCCUGUACUUGUACAUUUUGGCUGUUUGGGCAUGUGCUGCGUGACCAUGAUGUACUCAUUGUUGCUCAACAGCUAGGGCUCCUCCCCUUCGUGUCAGGGAACUAUUUCUUAAAGUGCAGAGAGAUAGACAACAGGUGCAUCACGGUUUCCUGGGACAAACUCUCCUGCAUUCUUGACUUGUCACUGACAAUAGUUUGGAAAUGUCUUAUCUGUACAGCAAACAAAUUCUGGCUGGUUUACCUGGUUUUCUGGGGGCAUCGCCUGCUUAGUGUGCUGACACUGAUUCUGCUGGCAGCCGCAGUGCCUCCAGAGUGCGACACAUCUGCUUGCAUGUUCCACUUAACAGUGUACCACACUGUACGUACUAGUAAGCCCGCGUUCAGCCUGUGAGAAAAAAAAGGUUGAAAUGGUGCUUACAGCCUCUUGAGGUUUGUACACAUUGGAACGAUUUCUUGACUCACUUUGUGUGUGUGUUCUUCAGCCUGCCAUGUGUUGUACGGUACCAAGUGCGAGCUCUAAUGUUUGACCAUGUCUUGACCAUUUCUCGAAGUGUGCAUUUUUUAAAAUCUUUUUUCAGAAUCCAACCUUCGCCUCUUUUUAGUCGAAGCUUUACAAUGUGUGCUUUUCGAUGUUGUGCCGACCUUUGUUUACCUACUUGUUUUUUAACAUGUUCAUUGCUUACAACAUGAACAUAUAUAUACAUAUGCUUCUGCUGUUACAAAAGUGGCAACAGAGUAGCUUUGAACAGCUUCAGCUGUUUGAGGGCACAAGAGCGCUGCAAACAGGUCAGAGUACUUGGGAAUGUCAACCAAUCAAUAAUAUUGAAGUCACUAUCAGUGUUCUAACAGUGUCUAUAAACUGGUAGAAAGUAUUGCUAAAUUAUUUCCUAUUGUUUCUUGUCUCCGCUCCUCUCUCCAAACUUUUUUUUUUUUUUUGGUCCCUUGUGCUCAUUAAAGGGCAAACCAGAAUCCCUUGGUCAGCUUUCAGUUCUGAUGCACCUACCAACUUUUCAAGUUUGGUUGUUCUAAGGGCUCUGACCACAUAUAAGCAUAUCCUGGGUUUUCCAAGCCUGUCUGCAGUACUCUGUUACCUCCCUCGCUAGCACUUCAUUUGCAGUAGGUUCCUGCCUCAUGUGACAUUGUGUACAAAGGUGUGCCAUUUGUGGACGUAUUUCCACUGUAAUUAUUAUGCAGCAGUCGUGUCAUCUUUCUCGCGUGGCUGUACAUUUUUUUAUGCAACUCCCCCACACAGCAGCACUGUCUGUGCGUCACAAAGAGCAAAAUAUCUAUUUGGAGACUCGCCGACUAGCACAACUGUAAGCAGGAAGCCAGCAAAUGUUGCUAGAAGAGAAAAAGGCACACAAGAACAGAGCCUUCUGUAUGUGGAUAGUACGCAACCAUUGGUAUAUGCUCCACUAUAAGCAGGAGGCCAGGAAAUGUUCCUAGAAGAGAAAAAGGCACACAAGAACAGAGCCUUCUGUAUGUGGAUAGUACGCAGCCAUUGGUAUAUGCUCCACUAUGAGGAGCAGCCUCAAUCUUUUCAACACAGUCGAACCUCGUUCUAACGAAGUCUCAUCGGACACAACCUUCUUUAUAUUCUAUAUUCAUUGUAAGCACAUGUUCGUCUAGUGCCAAGAUUGUUGAGAAAAAUUUGACUCGCUCUGCUAUAUCCGUGUUUGUUAUAUUGAGGUUCGACUGCACAGUUAAAUCAAAAAGCUGGAAAAAAAAACUGCAUCUAUCGAGCUUCUUAGCAACAGUGAGAUGGCCGUGUUAGGAAUUUCGGCUUGGCUGUAGAAGCCAACAAAAACUUUGACAAAGAAGCAAGGAACCAGUAGAUCAUUGGAGACACUGCUGCAAAGAGCGCUGUUUAGGUCUGUUCUCAGCCAAGGCAAACAAAUUCCAGCCUGCAAUUUGCACCGUUGCACUGCCUUUCAGCCAAUAAUAAUAAUAAUCAAUGUAUCACAGCUCUUAACUUGUGCACAGAUUGCGACAGGUGCAAGGGUUCGGUGGUGCAUUUGCGCAUACUCUAUGACUGGAACGACUUAUUAAAUAACUGUAACCGUUCUCAUACUUGCAAUGUCAUGUUCAGCACUGUAUGCCUUUUGCCCCCUCCCACUGGCAGUACUCUCACUAUACUGAAGGCUCUGGAAGAGAAAAUCCUUAAAGCAACAUCUGGUGGCAUGAAAUUCAAGCUUCCUGCAUGAAGCUUCAUUUGCGUAGCAACCAGGAUACUGUAAAGUUCUCAACCACCUGGUGACCCUAGCAUGAUACAGGUGCAGACACACCUGCAGCGUGUGACACCUUGCAGUCACACUGAUGAAGCCAGUUUCUCCGAUUAAAUAUUUCUCACUCCUUUCCCAGCACCAUACUUGCCAGCCGGUACAGCUGCUAGCAGUUUGUUUACAACUUUUUGCCAUAAAUCUUUCUGUACACUAUCGAAAAAAACCUAUUCAGAGCCCUAUAUAUCUAUACAAUAUAUAAAAAUAUAUAUACACAUAUAUAUAUAUACACAUAUGUAUACAAGAUUUUAGCGUGGAGCAUUUUGCCAAAGGAAAGCUGUGUCAUUUUUUUAUAAUUUCUAUCUUCUCCACUCUUUCCUGCCCAGUUAUGUUUUUGUUGUAUAUUUACAUUGCAACAAUAAAGGGAGCCAAGCGAUUGUCUCAA
Dermacentor silvarum is the source of this 6197-nucleotide messenger RNA. RefSeq lists its product as uncharacterized. The transcript has 2 exons. NCBI's taxonomy places the organism in Eukaryota, Metazoa, Arthropoda, Arachnida, Ixodida, Ixodidae. The coding region runs from base 129 to 1217 and encodes 362 amino acids. Gene Ontology annotation, cellular component: transcription regulator complex. Gene Ontology annotation, biological process: regulation of transcription by RNA polymerase II. Gene Ontology annotation, molecular function: transcription coregulator activity. The record is from RefSeq and is a predicted model, not a curated record.